Messenger RNA from Megalops cyprinoides (Indo-Pacific tarpon), 1913 nucleotides. It is a transcript of the gene uba3, whose product is annotated as ubiquitin-like modifier activating enzyme 3. Gene Ontology annotation, molecular function: NEDD8 activating enzyme activity. Lineage: Eukaryota; Metazoa; Chordata; Actinopteri; Elopiformes; Megalopidae. Gene Ontology annotation, cellular component: cytoplasm; nucleus. The coding region runs from base 2 to 1387 and encodes 461 amino acids. The record is from RefSeq and is a predicted model, not a curated record. Gene Ontology annotation, biological process: protein neddylation. The transcript is spliced from 18 exons.
UAUGGCGGAUGUCGAUGAGCCGGAGAAGAAAAGAAGGAGAAUAGAGGAGCUGACUGAGAAAAUGGCAGUGGAUGGAGGGAUUGGGGUCAGUGGAGACUGGGAUGGGCGCUGGAACCAUGUUAAGAAGUUUCUGGAGAGACCAGGACCAUUCACUCACCCAGACUUUGAGCCCAGCACAGAGUCACUCCAGUUUUUAUUGGAAACUUGCAAGAUUCUAGUGAUUGGAGCAGGUGGCCUGGGCUGUGAACUCCUCAAAAAUCUGGCGCUGUCAGGUUUUCGGCACAUUCACGUCAUUGAUAUGGACACCAUUGACGUCUCCAACCUGAACAGACAGUUUCUCUUCAGGCCCAAAGAUGUGGGGCGGCCCAAGGCAGAUGUGGCAGCUGACUUUAUCAACAGUCGUGUCCCUGGAUGCAAAGUCGUCCCAUAUUUUAAAAAAAUACAAGACUUUGAUGAAUCAUUUUACAGACAAUUCCACAUAAUUGUGUGUGGACUGGAUUCCAUCAUUGCCAGGAGAUGGAUGAAUGGCAUGCUGAUGUCCCUCCUAAUAUAUGAGGAUGGCGUGCUGGACUCCAGCUCCAUAAUCCCACUCAUUGAUGGGGGAACAGAGGGCUUCAAGGGCAAUGCGAGGGUCAUCCUACCAGGCAUGACUGCAUGCAUCGAGUGCACACUGGAGCUCUACCCACCUCAGAUUAAUUUCCCAAUGUGUACUAUUGCAACCAUGCCUCGACUACCAGAGCACUGUGUGGAAUAUGUCCGCAUGCUGCAGUGGCCCAAAGAGAAGCCCUUUGGAGAUGGUGUGGCGCUGGAUGGAGAUGACCCUGAACACAUUCAGUGGGUAUUCCAGAAGUCCCAGGAGCGAGCCUCGGAGUUCAACAUUACGGGGGUGACCUACCGACUCACGCAGGGUGUUGUGAAAAGGAUCAUCCCUGCCGUUGCCUCCACAAAUGCAGUCAUUGCAGCGGCAUGUGCUACAGAAGUAUUCAAAAUCGCUUCAAGUGCCUACAUUCCGUUGAAUAACUAUCUAGUGUUCAAUGACGUUGAUGGCCUGUACACAUACACAUAUGAAGCAGAGCGAAAGGAGAACUGUGCAGCCUGCAGCCAGGUACCCCUGAAUCUGCAGUUCUCUCCAUCAGCCAAGCUGCAGGAUGUCCUGGACUACCUUACUGAGAAUGCCUCUUUACAAAUGAAAUCUCCUGCUAUCACAGCUACGCUGGAGGGGAAAAAUAAAACACUGUACUUGCAGACGGUAGCCUCUAUUGAAGAAAGAACACGGCCAAAUCUUUGCAAAACACUUAAAGAGCUGGGAUUGGCUGAUGGGCAGGAACUUGCAGUAGCUGAUAUCACAACGCCUCAAACUGUCCUCUUCAAGCUUAAUUUCACCUGACUGGCAAGCAGGUGUAGAAGAACUACGGAGUACUUCAAAUACACAAAUACUAGACAAAGUAUUUCCAUCAGUUGUGACAUAGCCUUCCAGGUAGAUUAUGGUGAAACUAGUUGCUGGGCAGAUAAAACUUGAAACCAUUUUAAUAUUUUAAAAUGCAAUCGUGUAAAUAAUAUUCAGAUAUUUUGCUCUGACGUGCCCAGAAAUCCCAUUUUAAGUUCAUAUUUUCUCCUGAAUGUUUAAAAUUUACCACAAAUGUCACCCUUUUUACAGCUGGUGUGGAAGAAACCGAAUAAGUCAUUUGUCCUCAUGCUCCAUUCAGAAUUUGCAGCUAGUGCUAACCUAGAUGCAAUAAUAUUUAUGUAUAUUUUAUGCACUGCAUCCAUGUGGCAUGUCCUGUAAUGGGAGAUAGGAGAUAGAUGGACAUGUUUGUUUUGUGAGAUUGUGAACAUCAUUUAUAUUUAUUACAUGUGGUGUUUUUUUUUUUUUUUUGCUGUUAACACAUUGACAACUCUGUCUUCACAAAGAA